UUGGCGCGACUGCGAGAGCCGGAGCGGGAGCCGGAGCCGGAGCGAGGUUUCGAUCGCGGGGUCCGGUGACCGGAGGCUGCGCCGCUCUCGUCUGGGGAAGGCGGCGGGCGCUGGCCUGGCCGCCAGUGUCUUACACAAUGAUAGAAGAUGAGCUGACACUCUUCGAUAAAAGCAUAAAUGAAUUUGGUAAUAAGUUCAAAAAUACUCUAAGCGACGUCCCCUGUCACAUGGUAGGGCUAAGAGAUGCCUACAAGGACUCCAUUAAAGCACUUUCAGAAAAGCUGUCUGUGAAAUUAAAGGAAGAAGAAAGAAUGGUUGAGAUGUAUAUGGAGUAUCAAAAUCAGGUCUGCAGACAAAAUAAACUCAUUCAGGAAAAAAAAGAUAACCUACUAAAGCUGAUUGCUGAAGUAAAAAGCAAAAAGCAGGAAUUAGAAGUGUUGACAACAAACAUCCAGGAUCUUAAAGAAGAAUACUCUAGGAAGAAAGAAACUAUUUCUACUGCUAACAAAGCUAAUGAAGAGAGGUUGAAAAGGCUACAGAAAUCUGCAGACUUGUAUAAAGAUCGACUUGGACUAGAAAUUAGAAAAAUUCAUGGUGAUAAACUGCAGUUUAUAUUUACUGGUAUUGACCCUAAGCAUCCUGAGAGCCCAUUUAUGUUUUCUCUGCGUCUAAAUGAAGCAAGGGAAUAUGAAGUGUCAGACAGUGCUCCUCAUCUUGAGCGCCUAGCAGAAUUUCAAGAGAAUGUGAGGAAGACCAACAAUUUUUCAGCGUUUCUUGCCAAUGUGCGGAAAGCUUUUACUGCUAUGGUUUAUAAUUAAUGUAGAGAUAGCAUAUGAAACGGUUUUGGUUUCUUUUUCUUUUUUAUUGUGUAUCUCCCAAAGAAUUCUUAUCUCUUGCCUGCCUGUAAUUCUUUGGUGUGUUUCUGAUGUCUAUGUGUGGUGUGAAGAAAACCAGAAUACGUUGCCCCUAAAUUCUCACCUUCCACAAUUCCCCACCUCUGGAAGCCAAACCUGCUCUCCUUGUCUUGUCAUAUCUCCAAAACGAGACUGUCCUUUGUUGAAGAUCCUGUGUACAGCAGAAUUCUAAACCACUGUUGAGGUUUCUCGUGCCUGACACACACUGUAUAUAUUAAUAAACUUGCUUGAUUGUCUCUUGUUAA
Jaculus jaculus (lesser Egyptian jerboa) is the source of this 1159-nucleotide messenger RNA. RefSeq names its product SPC25 component of NDC80 kinetochore complex (gene Spc25). Gene Ontology annotation, cellular component: Ndc80 complex. The record is from RefSeq and is a predicted model, not a curated record. Gene Ontology annotation, biological process: chromosome segregation. The coding region runs from base 138 to 818 and encodes 226 amino acids. Lineage: Eukaryota; Metazoa; Chordata; Mammalia; Rodentia; Dipodidae. The transcript has 7 exons.